AUGUCGCCAAAGGUCUUGAGAUUACCCAAACGAAAGCCCUUGCCUGUUGAAGCGAUCAAGCCAGAAUAUUACUUUGAAGAUGGUCUUCGCAAAAUUAAGCCUUACCAACAGACUUAUCUCGCCCAUGUGAAACUUCGUUGGCAUAAUCGUACAGUACCUGAAGUUUUUGCAUCGGAAAUGCCUCGCAGAUGCACAAAUAACAUGAUCAUAGCCGCGAUGAAGCGUGGUGAUGUGCUUGUCAACGAUAAAGUCAUCGCUCCGGAUUACGUUCUAAAAGGCGGGGAGAGCCUCCGAUCUCUCAACUGCCAUCGUCAUGAACCGCCUGUCCCGGAUUCGCCUAUCCGUAUUAUUGAAAAUACAAAGGAUUAUGUGGUGUUUGAUAAGCCUCAUGGUAUUACUGUCCACCCUAAUGAACUCUGUUUCUACAACACGGCAUUGGAAAUCCUUCGGCGCGAUCAUGAUAUCCCAAAUUACAUGCAUGCCGUCAACCGCUUAGAUGCCGUGACUUCCGGUGUCGUAAUAUUUGCUAACAUGGCUGAUUCGAAUGUCAGAAAAAGGUUCCAGUCAUCUGACUUAGAUCCUAAGAAUGGAUCAAAUACACUUAUAGAAAAGGAAUAUGUUUGUAGGGUCGAAGGCGAAUUUCCAAAGAAUCCUAUAAUUGUCAGGGAACCUAUCCUCCAGCGAGCAGGCAAAGUUUCCAUUGAUCUGGCUGGUAAGCCUUCAGAGACACGCUUCGAACGGAAGUGGUAUGAUGCGGCAUCUAACACAAGUUUGAUUUCCUGCUUGCUUGCGACAGGACGGCAGCAUCAAAUUCGACUUCAUGUUGCUCAUUUAGGGCAUCCAAUUGUCAAUGACAGACUUUACAAUCCUAAAUACAAAACCGACAUGGGACUCGAGAACGAAAAUGCUGUUAUUUUGGCUACCGAGGAAACACGUUUCUAUCCCUGUAUUAUUCCACCAGAAUUACAGCCCUAUAUGCCCUACUACAUAUCUCCAGAGACACCAUGCCACAAAUGCAUAGAAGAGGAAAAAGGCCUUAAUUUACCUAAUCCACGUAGCAUGAAAAUCUGGUUACGAGCUAUAAGAUAUCAAGGACCUGACUGGAAGUUUGAAGUUGAUAUGCCAGAUUGGGCUGACCCAACUAUUCUUGAAUAA
Messenger RNA from Lobosporangium transversale, 1155 nucleotides. Its product is annotated as pseudouridine synthase. The coding region runs from base 1 to 1155 and encodes 384 amino acids. Lineage: Eukaryota; Fungi; Mortierellomycota; Mortierellomycetes; Mortierellales; Mortierellaceae. The transcript has 5 exons. Gene Ontology annotation, biological process: pseudouridine synthesis. The record is from RefSeq and is a predicted model, not a curated record. Gene Ontology annotation, molecular function: pseudouridine synthase activity; RNA binding.